AUGGCUCCAGGACUCGCUCGCAAGUAUGAAAUCAAUGCCGAUAUGGGCGAAGGUUUUGGACGAUGGAAGAUGGGCCCUGAUGAAGAGUUGAUGCCCUUCAUUGAUGCUGCAAAUAUUGCUUGCGGCUUUCACGCUGGCGAUCCUUCCAUUAUGCUCAAGACUAUUCGUCUUUGCAAAAAGCACGGCGUUAGAGCCGGCGCUCACCCUGGAUUGCAAGACUUGUUUGGCUUCGGUCGGAGAAAGAUCGAAGUCGACGUCAAUGACAUGUACGCCAUGGUUCUCUAUCAAGUCGGUUCUCUCAAAGCCAUGCUAGAUGCCGAAGGUGUAGAGCUGUCUCACAUCAAACCCCAUGGGGAACUCUUUUUUUACAUGCAAAGAGACAAGGCCAUCAUGAGAGCCGUGUUGGAGGCAUGUGCGACUUUCAAAGUGCCCGUUUAUGCCUCUCAGAAUCCUGAACAAGAGGCAAUGUGCAAGGAGAUGGGCAUUCCUUUCCAAGGAGAAGUGUAUGUCGACGUGGAUUAUUCACCAGAAGGAAAACUUGUGCCUGUGGCACAGUCUCAACAGGUUACGCCAGACCUUUGUUAUGAACGGGCAUUCGGGGCGACUAUGGCUGAUAGUGGGAAGGACAUCAACGGGAACAAGUUCAGCUAUGGCUUUGAAGGUCGGCCUUUUAGCAUUUGCCUUCACUCAGACGUGCCAACGGUCCUUCAGAACGCGAAGGUAGUACGCCAGGCAGUUGAUGACGCCAACCGGUCCAAGUUUGCGUCGGAAAUUAGUAAAGUUAAUGACAUAUAA
This is a messenger RNA of Trichoderma virens Gv29-8, 795 nucleotides long. RefSeq lists its product as uncharacterized. The coding region runs from base 1 to 795 and encodes 264 amino acids. The record is from RefSeq and is a predicted model, not a curated record. Gene Ontology annotation, biological process: carbohydrate metabolic process. NCBI's taxonomy places the organism in Eukaryota, Fungi, Ascomycota, Sordariomycetes, Hypocreales, Hypocreaceae. The transcript is spliced from 3 exons.